AUGUUGCCUUUCCUCGCUCCCUACCUCGCCAACCCGCGGCAAUCGCUCUCACAGGUGCUCAAUUUCGCUCUCGUCUUAUCGACAGCGUUUAUGCUGUGGAAGUCACUGUCAGUGAUUGCAGACUCGCCAUCGCCGAUUGUCGUGGUGCUCAGUGGAUCUAUGGAGCCUGCGUUUCAGCGAGGGGAUCUACUAUUUCUCUGGAACCGGGAUCAGGCCGCGGAAGUGGGUGAAAUCGUGGUCUACAAUGUCAAAGGGAAGAACAUACCAAUCGUGCAUCGAGUGGUGAGGAGCUACGCUCCCGCUGUCGCAGUGGAAGCGAACAAGAGCGGCAAUCUUUCCACAUCCUCCCCGAAACUUCUGACCAAGGGCGAUAACAACAUAGCGGAUGACACAGAGCUCUACGCGCGAGGACAGAGCUACUUGAACCGCAAAGAGGACAUCAUCGGGAGCGUGAGGGGCUACAUACCGGCCGUAGGAUACGUGACUAUCAUGCUCAGCGAACACCCUUGGUUGAAGACAGUCAUGUUGGGAAUGAUGGGGCUGAUGGUCAUCUUGCAGCGGGAAUGA
Molecule: messenger RNA, 567 nt
Organism: Exophiala aquamarina CBS 119918
Lineage: Eukaryota; Fungi; Ascomycota; Eurotiomycetes; Chaetothyriales; Herpotrichiellaceae
Product: signal peptidase I
Exons: 2
Coding region: 1-567 (188 amino acids)
Cellular component (GO): membrane; signal peptidase complex
Molecular function (GO): serine-type endopeptidase activity
Source: RefSeq, a predicted model, not a curated record